Messenger RNA from Puccinia triticina, 1050 nucleotides. RefSeq lists its product as uncharacterized. The record is from RefSeq and is a predicted model, not a curated record. Gene Ontology annotation, cellular component: SNARE complex; endomembrane system; plasma membrane. Gene Ontology annotation, biological process: exocytosis; vesicle fusion; intracellular protein transport. Gene Ontology annotation, molecular function: SNARE binding; SNAP receptor activity. Lineage: Eukaryota; Fungi; Basidiomycota; Pucciniomycetes; Pucciniales; Pucciniaceae. Bases 1 to 1050 code for a protein of 349 amino acids. The transcript has 9 exons.
AUGGCCAGGGACAGACUCGCUGCGAUGAGAGCAAACCAGAACACCGCCUACACUCCGCAACCUGCACCGCCUGCGAUGGCCACGCCUGCCUCCAACCGCAAACCUGCCCCACGGAACAUAUCUCCUCCUGGCAGCCACGACGGCCACUCGCCGAAAGAGUCUGGAAAUAUCGACAGCUAUGAAAUGAAAGAAAAGUAUCUGGACAUGUCCUCGUUUAUGGAUGAAGUCUCCUCGCUCAACGAUGGGAUCCGGACAGUGAAUGAAAAUGUAGAUAGAGUCAAAGAGUUCCACAAUCGUUUAUUAUCCGAAUUAGACGACUCACAACACCAGUCGAUUUCCAACCAAUUAGCCGCCCUCACCUCCGAAACCUCUCGGUUGACCCGCAACUUGAAGAACCGAAUCCACUCUCUCCAAUCGUCUAUCUCCAACAAUCAAGGCAUCAACAACGGUGAUGCCAAUGUUCGCGCUACCCAGGUCGGCGCACUCAAGAAACGCUUCAUGGAUUCCAUUAUGAGAUAUCAAUCCGUCGAACAAGAAAGUCGACAGAAGUACAAAGCCAGAAUGGAACGACAGUACCGAAUUGUCAAGCCGGAUGCAACACCAGAAGAGAUUCGACAAGCAGUUGACAGCGAUGAUGGCGGACAGAUCUUCUCACAGGCCUUGAUGACCUCGAAUCGAUACGGAGACGCGCGAGCCGCGUUCAAUGAAGUCAAGGAACGGCACGAAGAUGUCAAGCGAAUCGAGAGGACAAUCACUGAGCUGAUGGAAAUGUUCAACGACUUGGCAACAAUGGUCGAGGAGCAAGACCAACUGGUCCAGAACGUCGAGAACAACGCUGCAGAGAUCCAGCGUGAUGUCGAACAAGCCGGUCAACACAUAACAAAAGCUCGCGACUCAGCUGCUUCCGCUCGACGCAAACGAUGGAUCUGUUUCUUUGUGAUUAUCUUGAUUUUGGCUAUUGUUGCUGCGAUCAUCGCCAUUGUGGUCGUCACCCAGCGCAAAAACGACGCGGCCGCGAGCACGGCUACGACCCCAGCCCGAGCAGCAUAA